Messenger RNA from Paramecium sonneborni, 2151 nucleotides. The record is from the annotation of a GenBank genome assembly. NCBI's taxonomy places the organism in Eukaryota, Ciliophora, Oligohymenophorea, Peniculida, Parameciidae.
AUGAAUCAAAAUCAAGUUGUAGAAGUCUAUAUGGCCAAGUAAGGUUAAAUAGUUUAAUCUUAUUUGAUUACAUUGGUUGAUGGGACAGGAUCAAUGUCAAAUGAAUAUGAAGCAGUGAUUAAAGCACAUUAAGAUGUGUUUUCAUAUUUAGGAAAUUAAAAGAUGGAUUAUCAAUGGGAAUAAGAUUUGUAUUCUUUUACUCCUUUCAGAAGUGCAGGAAGCGGAAAUAUAUCAAAAACAUUUAAGUCUAUUUUUCAAAAAUUAUUAAAUUAAACUUAUCCAUCAAACAUCACAUUUUUAUUUGUAAGUGAUGGAUAAGAACAUUUUCAAAUAGAUGAGAUAAAGACCAUGAUUGAUUAAGUGAAAAAAAAUUACUUAAUCUAAUUCAUUAGUGUAGCAGUAGGUGAUUCUUUUCCAAGUCAAAUAAGUAAUACAUUAAGAAAUGAAAUUCAUAAUUAAAACUCUAGUUGUCCAGCAGUAUUUAAAGUAAAUAGAAAACAUUAAUCAUUUGAAGUUUUACAUAAAGAAUUUUAUGAAAUAUUUUAAGAAGUUAAAAAAUAAUUAGAUGUUUAAAAUAAACAUUUUGAAGUUAAUUAACCUGUUUUUCAAACUUUAGUAUAAGAAUAACCUUCAAUAUUAGUUGCACCAAAUGAACCUUUUUAUAGAAAAGUUGAUUAAUAAUCAGUUCCUUUAAUAAUAGAAGAUGAAACAAUUCAACCAACUGAUGAUCCAGUUAAUAUUUCAAAACUCAUUUCUAAUUCUGUAGAAAAAGAAUUAAUUAUCACAGCAAGUGAUCCAUAACAUGAUUAUAAAUAAGGAUUUAGCAAAAUAUCUGAAUUAGGUUAAAAGAUUUUAGAUAAUGCUAAAUUUGAUAACAAAGAUUUAGAAAUUAAAAAACAAGCAUCAUCUUAAAUAUAUUUAGCUAAUAAUAUAUCAGAAGGUAAUUUAGAUUUAAAGAAAAAUGAAAAGGAAAUGACAGAUUUAUAAAAAGAUAUUAGAAAUCCUAUUAAACUUAUAGAGUAUGUUGAAAAAAAUGCAUAAGAAAUUGAUUAAAUAGAAUGGACUCAAAAUAAAGCUAAGUUAAGAAUGUAAGGUUAAUUUAAUAAUACUAAACUUGGAUGUUAUGUGAAAUCAAAAACUACAUAGAAAGAAUUAGAUUUAAUAGAAUCUAUUUGGUCAAUUACUACUGAAGGUUUAAAUAAUCAUAAAAAAGUUAUUUAAAGAGAUCCUUAAUGUAAUCUAAAUACAUUAUUAAUUGAUUUAAAAACUUUAUUGGAUCAUUAAUUAUUAAAAAUAUUUGAUAAAUAAUCAAUGAGUGAAUUGCAGGAAAAACAUUUAAUUAUUUUGAAAGAAUUAAAUGAUACUUUAAAGGAUAUGAAUUCUUUAAUUCUUAAAAAGGAUAAGGUAAAAAUAAAUGAAGUAUUAUAAUUAAUUGAAAAAAGAGCAAAACCUAUUGAUGAAAACAAUAUUAAUUAAACAGGAGCUAUUUUUGAUUAUACUGAUGAAUUUGCAUUUUUACCAAAAUCAUUAUAAACAUUAAUUAGAGAUGAUGAAGAUGAAUUAGAAAAAAUGAUUGUUAUUAUAUUUGAUGAAAAUUAGAGUAUGGAAAAUGAAAUUUAAGCAGCGAAAUCAAUUUAUUUAUAAGUCUUUUCUGGAUUAAACUAAAAUUUGAGAAUAGAAAUUUCUUGGUCAAAUGGAUAAUUUUCACUUUUAGAAGAUUAAUAGUAAAAAUAUGGUUCACUUUUAGCAAUCUUUUAAAAAUUAGAUCCAAAUUAUAAUCUUAAAAAUAAAUGUAUAAGCUUGUGUAUUGUUACUGAUGGAAAAACAGAUUAUGGUUCACUUCAUAAAGCAACAAAAGAAAUAAAAUAGAAUUAAUAUCUGAUUAAACUUAUUUAUGUUACAGUAGGAAGCUAUCUUAAGAAUUAUUUGGAAGGAGUGAUUUUAUCAAAAUUCUAAAACAGAGAAGUCAAAGGAAAACCUAUUAUUAAAGUAAUACCUAGAACUAUAUCUAAUAAAUUUGAAACUUAAUAAGCUCUUAAUAAAUCAACAACAGUUCCCAAAAUUGAUUAACAAUUUAUCAAAGUUUUUGAUGAUAUUCUUGCCAUUAUUUAGAAAGAUAAAAAACCUUAAUUGCUUUAGAACUAAUAUUGA